AUGUCAGCUCAUUAUGUUGAGUCUUUGGAAAAUGGCCAUGCUGGGCAGCGAAGCCGUCUCUUUGAUCAUCCCCAAAGCAAUUUUGUUACAGGCUCUGAAUGCAUCGUUGGAUUUGAUGGCCCCAGUGAUCCUUACCAACCGCGCAACUGGCCUAGUCGAAAGAAGCUUCUCACAACUGCUCUUUACGGUCUGAUCACGAUGACAGCUACAUGGACGACUAGCAUUUACUCACCGGCAGUUGAUGAGAUAUCGCAGGCAUUUGGCGUGAGUAAAGAAGUGUCAUUGCUGGGCCUGAGCUUCUGCCUCCUAGAAUUCGGUCCACUGGUAUGGGCCCCUUUAUCAGAAGUCUACGGUCGAAAAUGGCCUGUUCUUGUGCCUUGUGCUGCUGCCGCAAUCUUUUCUUUUGGGGCUGGCGCAGCUAAAGAUAUUCAAACCAUUCUUAUAUGUCGUUUCUUUACUGGAUUCUUUGGGUCUGCCCCAGUUUCCAACACCGGUGGCGUGCUCAGUGAUAUAUAUAGCCCGACCGCAAGAGGGUAUGCGAUCAUGUCGUAUUCGCUUGCAGUUAUUGUUGGUCCAACACUGGGACCUUUAGUUGGAAGUGCCUUGGUUGAGAGUCAUCUUGGCUGGAGGUGGACGCAAUAUCUUGCGGGCAUCCUCCAAAUUAGCAUUGUUCUGAUUGGCGCUCUGAUCCUGGAAGAGUCAUAUGAGCCAGUCCUCCUGAUACGCAAAGCGAAAUAUCUGCGGGCAACAACUGGGAACUGGGCCUUGCACACCGAAUUCGAGGAGUGGAUUGGUAAUAUCACCUUGAAAUACUACUUCAACAAAUUCGGCAUUCGCCCGGUGCAGAUGCUCCUGACCCCAAUUUGCUUCUUAGUGGCCUUGCAUGCGUCCUUCAUAUUUGGUGUCUUUUACGCUACCCUAGCAGCAUUUCCAAUUCUUUUUGACCAGACCAGACACUGGAACUCUGUCGUUGGCAGCCUGGCAUUCCUAGCUCUUCUUGUCGGAAUUUUACUCGGGGCUAUCGUCGUUGCUCUGGGUCAGUAUCAUUACAAUCACGUAUACAUGGCCGCUGGUGGUGUAACUGUACCAGAAGCUCGCUUGCCACCCAUGAUGAUCGGCUCCUUUGUGUUCGCGGCGGGCCUCUUUAUUCUAGGGUGGACGGCCAAUCCAUCCAUUCCGUGGAUUGUGUCGUUCAUUGGGGCAGGAUGUGUGGGGUUUGGAUUUUUCACGGUUUUUCAAAGCGCCCUCAACUAUCUCCUGGACGUUUUUAAUCGAUGGGGUGCUAGCGCUAUCGCAGCGAACACCUUCCUGCGCAGCACACUUGCUGCAGUGUUUCCCCUUUUCAUUGAUUCAAUGUAUCAAGCAUUAGGCAAUGGGCCGGCGACGAGUGUCUUUGGGGGAUUUGCUGUUUUGUUAAUUCCCAUUCCAUUUUUCUUCUGGAUUUGGGGCCCACGCAUACGAAGCAGCGGAAAAUAUACAUUCAAUGUCGGCUGA
Molecule: messenger RNA, 1494 nt
Organism: Penicillium vulpinum
Lineage: Eukaryota; Fungi; Ascomycota; Eurotiomycetes; Eurotiales; Aspergillaceae
Product: MFS transporter
Exons: 4
Coding region: 1-1494 (497 amino acids)
Biological process (GO): transmembrane transport
Molecular function (GO): transmembrane transporter activity
Source: RefSeq, a predicted model, not a curated record